Manihot esculenta (cassava) is the source of this 1121-nucleotide messenger RNA. Its product is annotated as fasciclin-like arabinogalactan protein 11. Bases 172 to 876 code for a protein of 234 amino acids. NCBI's taxonomy places the organism in Eukaryota, Viridiplantae, Streptophyta, Magnoliopsida, Malpighiales, Euphorbiaceae. The transcript has a single exon. The record is from RefSeq and is a predicted model, not a curated record.
AAUAAAGACUUGAAUGGAGGUUCUGCAGUCACCUUGAAAUUGGACCCUUUCACCUAACUAUAACAUCUCUUCUUCCCCAGAUCCUCAAUAUAUUGUCCUCUCAAUUCUCUCUUCUCAUCACCAAUUGUCUAACAAAACUGAAAAGUUAGGCCACAUUCACUGCCUACAGCAAUGAGAAAGCAACUUUUCUCAGCAUUCUUCUUCCUCUUCUGCUCAAUUUCUUCUGCUCAAACUCCAACCCCAGCUCCAUCUGGUCCAACCAAUAUUACUGCAGUUCUUGAAAAGGCUGGCCAGUUCACAACUUUUAUUAAGCUGAUGAAAGCCACCCAGGAAGCUGACCAAAUCAAUACGCAGCUCAACAAUUCAAAUCAAGGCCUGACAGUAUUUGCACCACCUGAUAAUGCAUUUACUAAUCUGAAAGCAGGCACACUGAACUCACUCACAGAUCAGGAAAAAGUUCAGUUGGUGCAAUUUCAUAUUCUUCCAACUUUCAUUCCCAUGUCGCAGUUUCAAACUGUGAGCAAUCCUUUGCGUACGCAAGCUGGUAAUAGCGCCAAUGGCGAGUUUCCAUUGAAUGUGACAACGUCAGGAAAUCAAGUGAAUGUAACUACAGGUGUUAACACUGCAAGUGUUGCUAACACUAUAUACACUGAUGGGCAGCUAGCCGUUUAUCAGGUUGAUCAGGUACUUCUUCCGUUGGACCUUUUUGGUGCGCCUGCAGCGCCGGCUCCUGCACCGUCGAAGCCUGAGAAGGUCAUUCCUGCAAAAGCUCCUGCAACAACUUCUGAUGAUACCCCUGCUGAUGCUUCAGCUGCAACGGCCACUGCAGUAUCCUUUGGUGUUGCACUUAUUGCUGCAAUGUCUAUAAAGCUAUGAAAUUCUAUUUUUGAACAGUGAUGCAUUGCCAUCAUGAAGUGAACUGAGUUGAAUCAUUCUUUUUAAGUAGUCUCCUUUUUUUUUUUCGUAUCUUUCUGUACCAAAUGUACCACCUCCUCUCAGAUUUGAAUUUGUGAUUUUAUUUGAUUUUUGUUGGGAUAUCUUAUAUAUUCUAUAGGUUUUAUUUUUGUGGUUCACCCCAUUGUGUACUCUAAAAGAUAAAAAUAAAGUCCCUUUUUAUUAUA